Somion occarium is the source of this 2114-nucleotide messenger RNA. The record is from the annotation of a GenBank genome assembly. Lineage: Eukaryota; Fungi; Basidiomycota; Agaricomycetes; Polyporales; Cerrenaceae.
UUGAACGCCCCGAGAGAUACUACUGUAUUUGGACACCACUUUUGAGCGAACAACAUAUCUGACCCGACGCCAUGACCCUGAUUGUUCUCGGAAAGAGGCUACACCACACGUGUUUGCUGUGGCCGACAAUCAGAUAUAAGUGCAUGCAGACCAGCUGAGCAUCUUCUCCAACAUUCACUCCGUCCUCACAUAUCUGCCCAGAAUUUUGACAAAAGUGCGAAUGUCGAAGAGUUCAGUCGAUCAGUGUCGUAUACUAAAAAUUUUAGCAGGCCACAGGCCGCGACAAACAUGGACUCCAAGUUAGAUGUUUUGCAAUACGUGGAACGCGACAUCGACCGCGAUGCCGACGAGGAAUUCAAUAAAUCGAUGGCGCGCGACAUAAUAAGGAAUGAACGACGUUAUGGAGCCAAGUAUUUGGAGAGACCUUAUGACCUUCUGAGUCAGAUUGUCUCGCGCGACAGAGGUUUAAACGAGGCCUACGAAGAUUUCGAGACAGCCGAGAGUCUACUCAAUGAGCAUCCCACCCUAGUGCCGUUACUUACAGAAACAUACGAGACGAAGAGCUUCGCUAAGGUGCGAUCUCUCGCCAUACUUCAACCAAAGCCUCGAGAUGUCGAGGAACUUUGGAGGUCAUCGAAUGUUUUGAGGGUUCCCUACGAGUAUGGUAUCAUAACGCCCGAGCAACACGCCUCACUCGAUGAAGAGGUACGUGCGAUGAACAUAGCGUCUUGUCCUGCGGGGUUCUUGUACAACAUCAUCCUCACGGCACGGCGUCGUGGGCUAAACUUGAAGCCGACGGACUGGAAUCAGGCUCAAGCCUAUCUGUUGUCGCAUCCCGAACUUGAAACGAUUAUAAUGGAGCUGAGGAAAGCUCCAAAAUCGUCGCAGUCCUUCGCGUCCCUGAGACUCAUAUAUGACUUUUGGAUCCCGGAGAAGCUGAAUGAGCGAAAUUUAUGUCUUUGGUUUAUGAGGAAAUUUGCAAAUGGAGCUAUGUAGUCUAAAUUCUGGUAGCGGGAGUGCAGUUAACGUUUGUAUGCCACCUUGUACGAAGAGAGGGGCAUUCCAGUUUUCCCUAUAGAAUGCACUGAAGAGCAAUCAAAUAUCAUGACGGUCAUGCACCAUACAGCCAUUCAUGCAUGAACACCUCACAGCCGAUGAGGCCAUCGAUGAGGUCUUGAAUUCUUCGAAAUGCUAUCAAGCCUCCACCAUUCGCCCUCCAAACGACAGAUAGCAAGCUAAAGGUUUACCACCGAUGCCAUUCUCUCAGUCCCAUCCUCGUUGUUCCUCAUAUGUCGAAAGCCCGGGUGACGUGAUCUUUGUGUGUAGUGUUUCGAAGACCAAUGCAUCCACCGCGGUUCAUUUCAUUCAUUCUCGCAACAUCGUUGAACUCUCUGUUGAAUAGGGUUUUCAACAGUCAGAGGGAACAUUUUUACGGAAUGUUCAGGGCGUAGGCUGAAUACAUCGAUAGUACUACUCAAAUGCUUGCGGGAAUAUAUCCAUAACACACUCUUCACAGUACCGUGUAAAUUUAUUUCAAGUUAUUAAUGCAUAACAAUGUGAACCGUAGGGCAUAGCCAGUACAUCACAGUGUAAAUUCCAACAAUGAACGGCCAUCAACUCCAACAGUAUCUAGCCAUGCAGGUUGCACAAAUUCCCGACCUCUCAGCUUUCGCUUUCAAUCUCAUCCUGUCUGUAACAGCACACGCGAGACAAAUGGGCCACUCCGGAUCUUUUUCUACUUCGCCAUGCACGUUGGUAAUAGGUAUCCCUUGUGUUGCGAUAUCGAAAGACUGGUCAAAAAUGGCUCGUGCUUGGUCAGGAGGGAAGACGGUCUCAAUUCCUGAGAGAUUCGUGACCGGUGGUUGACCAAGGGGUGGGGCGCCAUUUGCCGAAUAGAUGAUCACAGGCGCAUCGGAAGUGGUCGUGUCGCAACCAAAGAAGGUGGCGUGCUUGGUGAGGCCCUCAGACUUAAACGUUUCAACUGAGGUCGGGACUCGUGGGAAGGAAUACGCUGAGGAGAAGAGGGAUGCGCGUUGUUGAGAAGCCUGUGCAGUUGAAAGUAUAAGCCAGUGUACAUAAUAAUAGAACCUGAAACGUACGAUGACCGACAGACC